This is a messenger RNA of Ostreococcus tauri, 1434 nucleotides long. RefSeq names its product Flavin monooxygenase-like. Gene Ontology annotation, molecular function: N,N-dimethylaniline monooxygenase activity; NADP binding; flavin adenine dinucleotide binding. The coding region runs from base 1 to 1434 and encodes 477 amino acids. The record is from RefSeq and is a predicted model, not a curated record. Lineage: Eukaryota; Viridiplantae; Chlorophyta; Mamiellophyceae; Mamiellales; Bathycoccaceae. The transcript has a single exon.
AUGAGAGGUGAAGCGAACGACGACGAGAGAAAUCAACGUCGACGCGCGCGCGUCGCCGUCGUGGGCGCGGGCGCGGCGGGAUUGGCGGCGACGCGAGCGAUGAUGCUCGAGGGGCACGACGUCGUCGCGUUCGAACGCUCGCGAGACGGGUGCGGGGGGACGUGGCGGUACGACGCGAGCGCGGAGGCGGACGCGCUCGGGACGGACGCGCGAAGACGGAGAGUGCACGGGUCGAUGUACGCGUCGUUGCGAACGAAUCUCCCACGAGAGGUCAUGGGGUUCAAGGAAUUUCCGUUCGCGAGCGACAAGGCGUUCGAUGGGGACGCGCGACGGUUCUGUGGACAUAGCGAGGUUCGCGCAUAUCUGGAGGCGUACGCCGAGCGGUUCGGCUUGGACGCCGUGACGCGGUUCGGCACAUUGGUCGUCUCUGUCGAGCGCGUCAAGCGAGCAAACGAGGAGGAAGAGAAUCGAUGGUCGAGCUCGUGGGAGGUGACUUCGGAGGAUCCGAGCGGGGUGGUGCGAAAGGAGAUGUUCGAUGCUGUGGUUGUGUGUAACGGGCACUACUCCGAGCCGAGAGUGCCAGAGUUCGACGGCGCGGAGACGUGGCCGGGAGAGCGCACGCACAGUCACAAUUAUAGGAUCCCGGACGGGUUCAAGGGUAAGAAAGUUUUACUCAUAGGCGCCAUGGCGAGCGGGGAAGAUCUCAGCAGGGAGAUCGCGAGCGUCGCAGAUGCGGUGUACCUCUCGGCGCGCACGUGGCAAAAUCCCGAUUGGGCUAAAUCGACCGAGGGGAUCGGUGCGCGUGGGAACGUGUACCGUAAACCGAACGUGAAGCGAUUUGAGGUCAACGGGGGCGUUGAAUUCGAAGACGGUUCCGUCGUUACCGACAUUGACGCGUGCAUGUAUUGCACCGGGUACAAGUAUCGCUUUGAGUUUAUUUCAAAGGAUAUCGUCUCAGUUGAAGACAAUCAUGUCGCGCCUCUGUUCGAGCACUGCGUUUCGGCCAACGCGCCGUCGUUAUCGUUCAUUGGAUUACCGUGGAAAGUCGUUCCUUUCCCGCAAUUUGAAUUACAGAGCAUCUGGAUAUCGCGCAUGCUCUCUGGCGCCGUGCCCAUGCCGAGUCGCGAGGAGGCGCUUUGCGGAGCCGCAGAUCUCGAGGUGACGCUCGAACCGAAGGGAGACGUUCCCAGACGGCACGCGCAUUUACUCGGCGACGCGCAAUUCGAGUAUAACGACCGCAUUGCGAAACUAGCGGGCGUCGAUCCCCUUGGGAGCUGGCGUCAGAGCAUGUACAAGAAAACCGGGCUCAACAAGAGGCUUCAUCCAGAGUUGUACCGCGACACAUCUCCAGAUGACGACGAGGAGCUUCGCGGGGCGCACGUUGAAUUCGCCGCUGUCUCUGACGACGAAGCGGCUCCGCACUUAGCACAUUGA